Adineta ricciae is the source of this 978-nucleotide messenger RNA. Lineage: Eukaryota; Metazoa; Rotifera; Eurotatoria; Adinetida; Adinetidae. The record is from the annotation of a GenBank genome assembly.
AUGGCUGAUGUUUUCAUAUGCAAGAUCUCACAGACAAACACAAAUGGUAAAAUAAAUCAAAACUCCCUUACCAACAGUGUGCAAGACGAUGUGAAAAUGUUCGUUCACGAUACACCUGCUGCGUUCUAUGGUCGAGGCUUGAAGAUCACGUCUGAUAUACUCGAAAAAUGGUAUUCGGAAUACAAUGGUACUCUUCAAGAAUUUCAAAACUACUUACUAGAACAGACAUUCGACAAUCUGCUGUUUGCUGCUUGGUCCCUUCGACUUGAAAAACAAGCAAAUGUGGAAGUCAAUAGUCGAUGGUAUGAAUUGAUUGCCGAGUUUGCAGGUCGCGGAGCUUGUGAACAAGAAUGGUGCCAUACUAUUUUCAUCCUUGAUAAUAAUCAAUUUGUCAUUCAUCGACAGAGUACCGCUCUGCUUAGUCAUGGACUUACAGGUCUUUCGAGUUGGCCAGCAUCGAUCUUUCUUGGUGACUAUCUUAUGAAUAGAAUCGAUUUGGUGAAAAAUAAACGUGUUAUUGAACUCGGAGCGGGAUCAGGACUGCUUGGCUUAGCUCUUCUGAAAUAUUCGAACGAUAUCUCUUCGUAUACAUUUACAGAUUAUUCGCCAAUGAUACUGAAUCUUCUACGACAAAAUGCACUACUGAACUAUUCCGAUGAACAACUUAUUGCAAAAUCGGUGAACAUCGAAGAAUUGGAUUGGAAUCAUUGUUUGACUGAAACUGUCAAUUCAGAUAGCUUUGAUUUUAUUUUGGCAGCCGACGUUGUUUACGAUCCCUCGAUCAUCGAAAAUCUAGUCAAAACUAUUCGAAUUCUUCUGCAAAAUAAUAGAGCAAGUUGUGCUUACAUUGCCAAUGCAAUCCGUAAUGAUUCAACCUACAGUCAAUUCCAAAGAACUUUAAUUCAAUCAUCGAUCAAGGUUCAUCCGAUCGCUAAGGAUGCUUGCCAGUCGAUUGAAAUCCUUCAGUUGACUGUGUAA